Parnassius apollo (apollo) is the source of this 606-nucleotide messenger RNA. The record is from the annotation of a GenBank genome assembly. Lineage: Eukaryota; Metazoa; Arthropoda; Insecta; Lepidoptera; Papilionidae.
AUGGCAAGAAACUGGGCAUUUAAACUGGAGAGGAUGUCUGCAGAACAAAGACGACUGGCAGAAAAGUUCAUCAAUGAAAUACUCUUUGAAGGUGAAGAAGGAAAUUUUCGUAGACAUUCAGUAAUGAUUAACCUGAGCAAUCAAUAUUCCAUUCCCUCAUCUCAAUCUUCUGUUUUGUACAUUCAAUCUCUUAUCUAUCACACUCAAUCUCCUGUUCCGCAAUCUCCAUCUACCGUUCAGUACAUUCAAUCUUCUACCUCUCACACUCAAUCUACUGUUCCGCAAUGUCCAUCUCUCGUUUCGUACAUUCAAUCUUUUAUCUCUCACACUAAAUCUACUGUUCCGCAAUCUCCAUCUCCCAUUCCGUACAUGCAAUCUUCUAUCUCUCACACUCUAUCUACUGUUCCGCAAACUCCAUCUCCCGUUUCGUACAAUCAAUCUCCUAUCUCUCAUACUCAAAAUCAAGCUCAAGCUCAUGCUUUAUCUUAUACGGAGCAACCUGCGUUAAUUCAUAUUCCAGACUCGCCAACAAAUGAAACUAAAGCUGAGACAGCAGCAAAAUACUUGUUGACAGCAGCAGAAUACAUUUUAAAUAGUAUGAUUUAA